ACAGGUUCGUAAAUCGUUCAUGAUCAGCAAUAUCCUCUGGAAAUCUGGUGUACAAGGGCCAGGGUCAUUGGAAUAUCGUCUCGCAGACUGCUGUAACCUGUAACCUGUGCACUUGUAUUGGCAUGACCUGAGUCGAUGUAUGGCGGAGACACUACUGGCGUUAUUGCUUGUCACCUCCUCCGCGAAGGGCUCAAAUCUGGUCUACCAUUGGCCUGAAGCUCCCAGAUCGCUUCCAAGACUUGCAAGGCCCAGACCGUCAGUAGGAGCAACAUUGUUGUCGCAGCUGGACAAUCCUUGCAGGGCAAUCGAACUCGGUGCUCCCGAACGCAGAAGCCGCUUCUCAACCGCCAGGCCCUCUUCAACUGAGGACAACGAUUAUGAAUGGAAACGGCCCCGUUCCUCCCGCAAGCGAUCGACGUCCUUCUCCCGGACAGGCUCUGUCCCUGCUUCCGGCAGAAACUCGCCAGUGAAAGAGGGCGGCUACGAUCCAGAAACUCAGGCAAGCCUUGCUCUCGCAGAAGAUUAUGAUGACCUCUUCGGGUAUUCGGCCGAGUUCCUCGCAGGGAUACUCUGUCCACAACGCUCUUUAUGCCACCAGAAGUUCGAGCUUGUGGUCGACGAUCUGGCCUUUAUAGGGCAUCCCGUCUGCACUGAAGAUGAUGGAGUCUGGCGCUUCAAGGCUGAACAGCGUACCAAGCUGAGCUCCAGAGGAAGGGAUCCUAAAAUUAAAGAGACAUCACCGGUGGUUGAUUCGCCGACAAACUCACCCAGAGUACGGCCGAAGCAGGAGGUCGAGACAUCUGGGGAGAAUUCAUGGCUCCGAACAUUCCACUUCGUCAUCGUCCUUGACCUUCCGGACCCAUCAUCUUCAGCGUCGGGAAAUGUUCUAAAGUAUUUUGACAUCAUUUACGAGCAGAUCGCUUUCGCAGUUACCGCGGUGUUGUUCCAGCAACAAGUGACGGUAAACUUCGUAGAACGGGAGUGCGAUGUGCUUGGUUCCUUGAAAGAAGAGUACAUCCGCAAAGGUGAACCGUACAUGAAGUACAUGAGGGCAGCGCUCGAUGUGUCAUCUAUCGCUCCUGCCAUGAAAACGAUAUACGAAGCAGUUAAGGGUUCUUCUAUCGCGCAAAUCUCUAUCGACAACCUGUCGUUGGAGCUGCAGCUACCGCCCUAUCUGGAUAAGCUCCUCCAUAGUCAGGAAGAAGCUGACCUCGAUUACAUUGAUCGUGACGAGGAGGAGGGCGAGGGUGCCUGGGGGAAGGACAUGUCGUUCGCCUGGAGACUGCCAACUUUGUCCCCCUGGAAAGCCCUCCUUUUACUUGGGGAAGAUGACUCGGGGAUGGAUCUGUAUGGGAACCUGCGAGGUCCCCAUCAAAGUUCCGAAGAAAGAAGACUAGCGCAGAGUCUCAUGAGAUUCCUCGAACUCGCUUCUGUUCGGCUUCAACUAGCAGACAUGGCAAUCGAACUGGACUGGGACCUCGAGACGCAGGUGUACCCGGUCGUCCGGUGGCUGGUCUACCACAGACGCGCGAAGGUUGUCGAUGUAGUCCACGAAGGGCUCAAGACAGUCUUCACUAUUUCUCCGAGCUUCAAGUCGCCCCUGACAACCCUAACUCAAGAGUUCGCGCAGCAGUUCCCGCCGAGUAUACCCUCCCUGCCCGUGAUCCUCUCGCUCAUCUCCGGAUCCACGUACCAGCAGACCGACAACACCUUCUUCGCCGCCGUCGUGCGCGACAAGGAGCUCGUCCCGGCGUAUCACGCCGUUGUCGAGUGGAUGCUCAAGAAGGAACUGCUGGUCACCAUGCACCUGCGCAUCCGCGUCGUCGCCACGCCCGCGCUGAAGAAGCAGGUGCGCGAACUGUGGUUGAGCCGCCGCAAGAACGCGGGGCAGAUAAUCCCAGGGACAGGGCGCCGGUCGAUGGGCGGCUCGGGCCCCGUGCACGUCGAGCUGGACGCGCUGGCGCAUGCGUCCCCGCCGGCGGCGUUCUUGUCGAUGUCGCCGCGGAGCGUCCGGCGGCGGGUGCUGAACUCGGCUGACUUGACUGGAUCGGCGCUGGACAGCGAGGACGAGGGGAGGGAAGAGGACGAUGGGGCUUGCGGCGAGGAUAUGGAGUUCCCGGAGGAUUAUGCUGAUUUUAACGAUGAGGAGCCUUCGCUUAUAGAUGAUCCCGGGACUGCCAGGCCGAUAGAACGGUGUUGGCUGGCGGCUAUGGGGGAAGGGAAGGAUUAUACGGUGCGAAGACGGUUUGAGCAGAUAAACCAGUAUUUCGACGGGAAGAAGACGGAUGACGAGAUAUUAUUCCGAGCGGAUAUUUCGAGAAAGCAGCUCAGAGAAGUGCUGCAUCAUUACGAUGAAUACUUACAAACGUUCCUGCAUCCGUCUUGACCUCAGCACACAUACCAUAUCAUGUAAAGGUGUCUACUCAGGUGCAUGUCUCCAAUCAAGUAACCUGCCGGCCUUGCUACAGUCGAAGAACCCCAUACUGCCCUUCAGACUCCACCCUUCCCUAACAGGCACAUCAGGCCAAUACCUGUCCUUGAACUCCUGCGACUCUGCCUGCUCGCGCGUGCCCCGUCUUUGCGACGCUGCUAUAAGGAAUACCUCGUGCCCG
Molecule: messenger RNA, 2612 nt
Organism: Gloeophyllum trabeum ATCC 11539
Lineage: Eukaryota; Fungi; Basidiomycota; Agaricomycetes; Gloeophyllales; Gloeophyllaceae
Exons: 6
Coding region: 140-2386 (748 amino acids)
Biological process (GO): negative regulation of TORC1 signaling; cellular response to amino acid starvation; TORC1 signaling
Cellular component (GO): GATOR1 complex
Source: RefSeq, a predicted model, not a curated record